GUUCUGUGAGCUGAAGCCUGAUGUAGCACCAGAGGCAGAAAGGACAGCUGAGUCAUGUGAAAGAGACAGCAAUUUUAACAACAGUGCAAAUCAGAUGGGGCAAGGAGGCGAGGGAAAUACAAAUGAAAAUGCAAAUUCUCAUCGCAGCACAGAAAGAGGGUCAAUACACAGAGGGGAUGCUUGCAUACAGUCCUCAAGAGUCCCUAGCAGCAGAUCUUUUCACCCUGAGAGUGGUAACCGCACACAUUCAUACGAUCGUGGCACCACACCGUCCAGAGGUGUCGAUCAGUCUGGGUCCAGAAGCUUCUAUCAGUCGACUUCCAAGGAUAGUUCUUACUUUGAAAGCCGAGAUUAUCAUUCAAAGGAGGAUAGUUCACAUAACAGAUCAAAGGACCCCGGUUCUGUUGACUCAUCCCAGAUGUCAGCCAGGUACACCCGCAUCCAUCAGCCUGGACCCAACAGCCCCAGCAGACCCGAGUCCACCACUAUUCCAAAGUUUAAAACAUUGCAGGACCAACAGGUGAGCUGGCUGGAGAUGUUUAAGGUCAUAGAACAACAACACAGAACAGAGUUGCAGUCCCAGUAUCUAGAGCACCAGAAAGUUCUUCAGGAGAUGCAAAGGAACAUGGAGAAAGAGCUGAUGAAACAGCAGGACACUUUGAAACAGAGGCUCAUGUCCCACAGGGAG
Candidula unifasciata is the source of this 688-nucleotide messenger RNA. The record is from the annotation of a GenBank genome assembly. NCBI's taxonomy places the organism in Eukaryota, Metazoa, Mollusca, Gastropoda, Stylommatophora, Geomitridae.